AUGUCGGGCCUUGUCUCCGUAGAGUCGCAGCUGGUCAGCACCGCGCAGCGCCACUUCCACAUCCGUUGUGGCCAUGUACAGUCUCGGCGCGGUGACGGUUGGUUGCUGCUCUCUUUCGCACCUUUUGGGGCCGAUACCAGGCUUGAGCUUGAGGUACAGGCACUAUGCAGCGCGCUUGUGCGCGAUGUCACUGGCAACGGUGCUGGCUCUGUGCGGCUCACCAACGAGGAUGAGGAAACGCAUUUUGGAAAGUUGGCAGACAAAAGCCUCUCCUUCACAAAACUGCUGCGCAACUCGGGUGUGUCGCUGGGCGCAGGUAGUGAGCCGAAGAAGGGCGAUGACAGUGCGGGUGUGGAUGAGCUGCCAAAGGCACCUGGAGUGGUGGAGAUGGUGGAAAUGCUCUACCACGACGUGGUGGCAGAGUCUAAGCACGGCGCCCGUGCCAUUGUGCAGUUCCCUUUUCUCCUGUGUCCCCAGGGGACCCGCUGCGACGUUGUUCUGCAAGGCGAGAUCUGCGUAAAGGCGUUUUCACGGACUGCCUCGGCCGUUGUAGCAGAGAAGGAGGUCGUCGCUCCGACUGCUGCGGUGACCACUACCAUCGACGACGAUACGGACGACGAAGCGGAGCCGUUUGGUGAUGCUACUGACGGUGCACAGGCACCCCGUCGCUCCCGCGCUUCGAAAGUGGAAGCCGAGGCGACUGCCACAACGCCUAGUCCCACCGUUCACGGUGGGACUUGCCGCAGCCCGAAUGACUCGAUGCUGCAGAGCUCAUACAGCGUUGCGAAGCUGCCGGAGGGGGAGCUGGCAAAGGUGUGGAUUGACACCCGUGCAUGGGCACAGGCACUCGCGUCGAACGCCAGCGCCUCUGUCGAGGCCGAGCUACCGCCUGCGUGGCGUUCUAAAGCCUUCAGUCUUGCUGAGGCUCCCGAGGUGCUGGGCAUAGUGCACCGUACGCUGGCCCACUACUGGAACGAAAAACACGCCACAAACACCGACCGUGUCAAAUCCACCACGCUGUCACUGCUGAGCAUCGUCUCAGGUGACUUGCGGGAGUACCUGCGUGGCAAGGUGGAACUCUACGGCUCUGACUGGCAAGCACCAUGGCGGAUGCCUGCCGAGGAGUUGAGCAGCGCUGUUGACCUGUGCAAGCAGUGGAACAGGAUGGUGGUGCAGCUGGUGCGACAGGACUGGGUCGGCUGGGAGAGCGGCAUGUUCCACGACGAGAGCUUCGACGUCUUCGCGCAGCGCCUUCACACAGUGCUGCGGAUUCGUGAGACGUUUGCGAGCGUGCAAAAAUUGAGCAAGACAACUCCGCCCGCUCUGCAUCCGGAGCACAUCUUUGCGGAAUUGAAUGCUCUCGACAUGCGCGGUGUGGCGGCCACAGUGUGGGAGUCGCGUGUCGCGCAGUUCGAGAAGGAGUUUUCUUUCGCCGAGCCCGGCCUGCGGAGCUGCGUGAAGCAGCUCUUCCAAUCCCCAGUGUCGGAUGUGCAGUUGCGUUUUCUGCAGCAGCACAGAGCGCUGCUGCGUCGGAGUGGGGUGCGCAGCGCUGUGACCCGCGAGAUGGAUGGCGUUGCCGCUCACCUUUUCGAGCACCUGGAUCGCGUGUACGCGCGUUUUGAGAAUAACAGCCGACGUGCAACGACGCCGCUUCAGAAGCUGCGUGCUGCGAAAGGGUGCGUAGCGGAGUGCGUGAUGGUGCCUGAGGAGGCCGCCAAGGUGUUUGGCACCACCGAUGCGCUCACGGAGAAGGUGACGGCCCACGCGCACGAGCUCAUCCACAAGGCAGCUCAGGAGGAGGCGGUCAUCAUGAAGGAUUGGUGUGCGUCGGUGGAGUCGACCGCCAAGAAGAUGCUCGAGCUUCCAGAUGCCGUUGUGGUGUCCACGAUCGGGGAUCCGCAGCAACAGCAACAGCACCCGUACUUGCUGAUGUGCACAGUGCACAUGUCACUGCGCAAGUUCAUGCAAGAGGUGCGCAACGUGCGGGCGUGGCUGAGCGAUGCCGAGAUGCGACACGACCAAGAACAGUACGGUUGUGGCAGCGGCGAUCGCCGAAACAGCGCGUCGCAAGAUGUGUCCGCAGCGGCGGCGUCGCAGCUCUGGCGACUAAGCAGCAGCGCCGAGAGCACGAUUUGCGCCUGUGAGCACCUCUGCACAGCUGCACUGCGCACACAGAAAUGUGUUGCGAACCACAACACCGUUAUCGCACAGAUUCUCCCGUGCACACGCCGGAUGCUCGCCCCAGCCAUCGAGAAGAGUAUGCUACAGGUGCUGUAUGCCGACACCGCAAAGAGGGCCGUAGCUGUCGCAAAUUACCAAGAGCUCGAAGGCGUCAACAUGCGCUUCCAGAACACAAUCGAGGCCCUCAGCAACGCCAACCGCCAGGUCCGCCGCUUUCACGAGGAGUUCGGCCAACACGUCAUUGCCCUCAUGGACGUGGACCUUACUUCGCACAUGGAGCAGUGGCGCGUCACUGUCGACGAUCUUCGCAGCAAGAUGGAGGACUUCCUCGCGAGGCAGCACCUGUCUGACCACGAGGACUGGCGCUGGCAUUGGGAUGGACAGAUCUACAAGGCUCUUGAGUACCAGUAUAGGCGCGGCUUGGAGAGAUUGCACGAGGAGAUGACGGAGUUCAAGGUAGAGUUGGUACUGAGGCAAGGCACUGUGCACUUCAAGCCCAGCUUCGAGGCCAUCCGCGAGGCCUACUACGUCAAGCUGCGUGAGUUCGUCAGCGUGCCGCUGCGCUUCCGCGGGUUGCAGCCUAAGCGGCAAGACGCAAAUACGCCGUAUGAACUAUACCCCUUGAUGCCGCUCACCAACAACGACCGCAUUGUCACAGUGCACGCCAAGGCCAUCGAACUCUUCGCAAAGCUCAAUCGAGUUCGAAAAGCGUUUCGUUCGCACAUCGUUGUCGGUCUUUGCGGCAUCCACGGCUCGCCUGAUCUGGAUUCGAUUGCAGAUGCAUGGAUGGAAAAGUUGGCCGGACAGAUCAGCCAGGGCUUUCGCACUGUGGAGGAGCACCGGGAGAAGAUGGGCAAGAUCGAGAACAUCAUGAAGAUCGACUGUUUCGCUAUCAGCACGGUUCCGGUGCGGGCGAGCAUCGAGGAGCAUCUGCAUCGCCUGGAGGAGGCCCUACUGAACGGCAUGCGCCGCCACAUUCAGACCUCGCUGAAUGACAUCGACGAGUUUGUGCUGCGCGUGUCGAACAUCGUGGAGCGGCAGCCAACAACGAUGGACGAGGUCGGAGAGGCCAAUAAGCGCUACAAGGAAUCACUGGAGCAAAUCAGUAUCUACGAGAGGAAGUUGGAUGCGGUACUGGAGCAGAAUAAGGAGCUGCGCAACCAUGUCGGCGCCUCCAUCGACGUAGGCGCCACCCGAGCCCGCUGGGACCACCUGAAGGACGCGAUGGCGUCUCACACAAAGGUGAUGGAGGCUGCGGUGCUGAAGAUGCGGGUUUCCCUCAACAGUCUUAUCCAGCGCUUCCUAAAGGAUGUGGAGCGCUUCGCUGACGGGUGGAAGCGGCAGAGAGCGCAGCUAAUGCGCGCCUUUGCGGCCAAAGAAACAAAGACCAUACGCACAGUGCUGCUGUCUCUCAAGGAUCAGCUGCAUGACCUGGCUGACCUCGAAUCCCAGGCGAAGGAACUGGAGUCCAAGUGCGAGUUCUUUGGGCAGGUGAAGCCAGUCUUUGGAGUGCUGUGGGACACAAAGAAAGAUGUGCAGGCGAUGAGCGCCACGUGGGCGCUGUACGACGCUUUUGAGGAGGAACUCGGGAAGCUACGCACCGAGGACUGGCUCACGUUCCGCGCGCACACGUGUCAGUUCGAGGACUUCUGCAAGGCGUGGCGAUCGAAGCUCAACAAAGCAGUGGCAGAGGGCAGCGACGCGACCGCGAAGGGCGAGGCCGGGGAAGACAAGAAGAGGAAGUCGAACAAGGACGGCGGCGGCGACACUACGAGCGCAGCCUGCAACACCAACGACCCCAUUGCGGCCUACCUACUGAAUAUGGUGACGGACUGGGGGAAUGUGGUGCCACUGCUGAAGUUUGUGCGUGGAGAGGGAUGGAUGACGGAGCACUGGAACGAAAUGUUUAGGCUCCUCAACAUUCCAAAGGAGACGACCAGCACGAGCCUUACCUUUGGCUUGAUUCUCGACCACCACCUCGAGCUGCUGGCGAAGGAGGGGGAGCUGAAGCACCUGCACGCCCGCGCGCACGGCGAGAUCCAGCUGCGGGAGGCGCUGCAGGACAUGCGCAGGUGGGCCCUGGAGGCUGAUUUUAGCCUCACGGCGCCAACAGAGAGCGCCAGCAAGGUGCGCCUCAUUACGGACUGGAAGGAGAUGAUGACGCAGGUGACCGACAACCAGGCCCUCGUAAACUCGCUCAAGGACAGCCCAUUCUUUGCGCACUUUGCCGACGAGGUGGCCGGAUGGGAAUCGAAGUUAAUUUCUCUCUCGCAGAGUCUCACGCUCCUGAACCACAUUCAGCGUCGGUGGGCGUAUCUAGAGCCGAUCUUUGCCCGCGGCGCGUUACCACAUGAGCAGGCCCGCUUCAAGCGCGUGGACAAGGAGUUUAUCGGCAUCUUGCGCGAGAUUGAGGCGGAUCCGCGCGUUAUGUCUCUGGCAAACCAAACAGAUGUGAAUGAGAGGCUGAAGGGCAUCCUCGAGCAGGUUGAGCGAUGCCAAAAGUCACUCAUCGAAUUUCUGGAGGCGAAGCGUAACAAGUUGCCGCGCUUCUACUUCAUCAGUGACGAGGACAUGCUCGAGAUGCUCGGCCACAGCCAGAGCCCGUCUGUGAUUCAGGUGCACCUCAAAAAGCUCUUUAUGGGUAUUCACUCCGUCACAUUCAGCAGCGACAACGCCAGUAUCACACACAUGAUUAGCGCCGACGGAGAGAAGGUGGCGCUGCGCAGGCCAGUGGUGAUUACGUCCAGCGAUGUGGAGGACUGGCUGCUGGCACUGGAUGCGAGCAUGAAGGAGACACUGCACGAACUUCUCAUCAGUUGCGUCAAGCAGCCAGACGCCACUACAAAGGAGAGCAUUAUCGACUACCCAUCACAAAUUCUUCAGGUGGCGCAAGGCGUACACUUCGCACGGGAAGCCGAGGAGGCAAUCAUUGCGCAGUCCCUCAACCAGCUACUCAUAUCGCUCCGUCAGCGGCUCGACCGACUCACCGCCAUUACGCCAGAGCUGGACGCAUUGCACGUGCUGAAGGUGAAGGCGCUUAUAUUCGAUACAAUUCACAACAUCGAGGUUGUCGAGCUCCUCCUGAAGCGCAACGUCUGCAGCGUCGACCAGUGGUGGUGGAAGAAGCAGCUGCGCUACCGCAUGUCCACGGAUGACACACACUACUGCACCGUCCACAUGGCCGACACCCAGUUUGAGUACGCGUACGAGUACCAAGGCAACGCGGCGAAGCUGGUGCACACACCGCUGACGGACCGCUGCUACCUCGUUCUCACCAAAGGGAUGGACCUUGGCUACGGUGGCAACCCAUACGGGCCUGCGGGUACCGGCAAGACAGAGUCUGUGAAGGCACUCGGCUCGGCAAUGGGCCGCCAGGUGCUUGUCUUCAACUGCGACGAGGGCAUCGACUUCAAAGCGAUGGGGCGAAUCUUUGUCGGCAUUGUCAAGUGUGGCGCAUGGGGAUGCUUCGACGAAUUCAACCGGCUGAAAAUCGAUCAGCUUUCCGCUAUUUCACAGAUGAUUCAGGUCAUUCAGCAGGCCCUCAAGAACAGAGAGGCAAACUGUAUGCUACUGAACAAUGAAAUCACGGUGAAUGCUAAUGCUGGCAUCUUCGUGACGCUAAAUCCUGCUGGCAAGGGCUACGGCGGUCGCACGCAACUACCGGACAACCUGAAGCAGCUCUUCCGCGAGGUGGCGAUGAGCGUGCCUGACAACGAGCUCAUCACGUCGACAGUGCUCUUCUCGGAGGGGUUUACGCAUGCACGAGCGUUGGCAAAGAGCAUUGUCGCACUCUACCGCCUCUGUGGGCAGCUGAUGAGUCGGCAGCAGCACUACGACUGGGGCUUGCGUCCUCUGAAGGCCGUCCUGCGACUGGGCGGUACGUUGUUGCAGCGCUGGAAAAAGGAGCAUGCCGGCGCCGCAGCAUCUCGAAAAGCGGAGGAGGAGCUAGUGCUACAGUCACUGAACAUUAACACCCUCAGCAAGCUCACUUUCGGCGACGCGCGCGUCUUUCAAGGGCUACUGCGCGACAUCUUCCCUGGCGCGGAGUCGCGGGACAUUACUUACAACGAGCUGGAGGUGGCAGUGGCGAGCGCGGUCAAGGAUAUGGGCCUGCAACCGAUUCCCGCACAGCAGAAGAAGGUGCUCCAGCUGUACGAGGCGCUGCAACAGCGCACGGGUGUGGUGCUGGUGGGCCCCAGUGGCAGCGGCAAGAGUACUCUGCUCAGCAUUCUCCGCAAGGCUCUGCAGACGAUGAACAUUACAGUCCCCAUGCACGUCAUGAACCCCAAGGCGAUGCCGCGGCGUCGCUUGCUCGGCUACAUGGACGCUGACACACGGGAGUGGUACGAUGGUGUUCUGACAGUGGCAGCGCGCGACGUCGUGAAGCAGUCGAAGGAGGCGCGGCCGUGGGUGCUGUGCGAUGGCGACAUCGACCCGGAGUGGAUCGAGUCUCUCAACUCGGUGUUGGAUGAUAACAAGCUGCUGACGAUGCCGAACGGUGUGCGUAUCCAGUUUGGGGCCAAUGUAAACUUUAUUUUCGAGACGCACAGCCUCGAGUACGCGUCACCGGCGACAGUGUCGCGCAUGGGUGUACUCUUCUUCUCUGAGAAGGAUGUGCAGCUGGAGGCGGUGGUGGAGUCUGGCAUGGCGUUCAAGUCGCUGGAGACGGGGAAUGUGGUGCGGCCACUCAUCCUCAAGUAUGUCUUCGCCGCCAUCGACGAGGCACAGCGACUGAACGACUUCUCUGUUACCACGACGCGCAUGGGUCUGCUGCAGACAUGCCUGCUGCACGUGAUGCUCACCAAGAAUGCGCAGGACUUUGCGUACUCUCUGGUGCGCGGCUUGUGUGCGUGCCUGAAUGCUGGCGGCGCGGCGAAGCUGGCGAGCUGGAUCUACACCACCAUGGGGCAGAAGCCUUGUUCCGACAGCCGCCCGUUUGACUCAUACUGGGACGACAAGCUCGGGCGCGCCGUGGAGUUUACGGCUGACCUCUCGACCCCAGUGACCCCGGCCGACCUGCUGGCGGGCCGCCCACCGGUGGUGCAGACGGUGGAGGUAAAGCGACUCAUCUCUACGCUGCAACCGCUCUUGGAGGAUCGCAGCUGCAAGGCGUUCUUUGUUGUCGGGCCGGAGGGGUGCGGGAAGGGUGCGUUGCUCGACUACGUCUUCUCCACCCGGCCGACAUUGCGCACGACGACGAUCAACUGCAGCGCGCAGACAAACUCCACGCACGUCAUUCAGAAGAUCGAGCAAGCGUGCCUGCUGGCAAACACGAAUGCCGGGCCCGUGUACCGUCCACGCGAGGGGGAGCGGCUCGUCAUCAUUCUCAAGAACGUAAAUCUCCCAAAGGCGGAUAAGUACGGCACCGUAGAGCUGCACUCCUUUCUGCAGCAGCUCAUCUUGUACAACGGCUUCUAUAACCAGGACCUCGAGUGGGUGGGGGUCGACCGCGUGCAGAUCGUCGCCAGCAUGAACCCCACUCCAUCGGCCGGUCGCUACCCGGUCACACCACGGCUGCUGGCGCUCGCCAGCAUCGUGACAGUAUCCUACCCGUCCAGAACGAGUCUCGUGCAGGUGUACACCACGUACUGGGCGGCGCUGUUGCGGCAGACAAACAUUGGCCAAGGUAAAGACUACGAGAAGGGAGCGCUGCUCGCGCAGUUCAUGCUGCAUGUGUACGACAAGGUGCGUCACCAGUUCGAGGGUGAGGAGUAUAUGCACUUCUCUUUCAGCCCCCGCCAUCUCACCAAAUGGGUCACCAACGUGCUCCUCUACCACAUCGACACCCGCACCACGCUGCCGGCGGUGCUCGCCUACGAGGCCAGCCGCAUCUUUACGGAUUGCCUUCCGCGCGCCGAGGACCGUCGGCAGGCGCUGCGGACCUUCUCGGAGCAGCUCGCCACGAUUGGCUACGCGAUGCCGGCAAGGGAGGAGCGCUUCACCACAAUGUUCGUCACGUGGUUCGACCAGGAGAACGGUGCUGCCGACGUUGCCGCGGCCGGCGAGCAGGCGCAAAUGGCGACAGCCGCUGACGGUGACGAGGAAGGGAAGACUGACAAUGGCGCGAGAGCCAGCAGAGGCGGCGAGGCGGAGGGCGCUUCCGCCACCGCAGCGACGGGCCCACGCGCAGUGCUCAAACUGGUGCAGAGGAAGUACGACGACGUGCGGGACGAGGUGGAGCAUGGGUUGCUGCGGUACAGCCGCGAGUUCAAGGAGCUCCACGUUCCUCUCAUCCCGGAGAUCUUGUGCUGGGUGACCUACGUCGACCGGGUGCUGACUCGCCCAGGCGGCCACCUCCUCUUGGUUGGUAGUACCGGCGUCGGACGGCGCAACGCCGUGCUUCUCGCGGCGUAUCAGCAACGGCGUGAGGUGGUAUCGCUCAACAUGACGCAGGACUACCAUCUCAAGCACUUCCGACUUGACCUCCGCGGCUUCAUCCAGCGCGCCACGGUGCAAAAUACACCUCUGGUCCUCCUCAUCGAGGACCACCACAUCGUUAAUGCGACUUUUCUGGAGUAUGUGAACAGCCUGCUGAGCAGCGGCGAGGUACCGGGGCUGUUCUCGCAGGAGGAGAUGGAAACGAUGUUCUCCGCGAUGCGCGACGAUGCGGCCAACGAUGGGCACAUGGGGGCAAUUUACGCCUACUUUGUGGAGAGGCUGCAGCGCAACCUGCGCAUUGCCCUCAUCAUGGACCACCGCCACGAGCUCUUUUUGAUUCGCCUGCAUUCCAACCCAGCCCUCAUGAGCAAGUGUGAGCUGCUGUGGAUGGGGACGUGGAGUGGCGACAUGACCAAGACGAUCUGCAAGACAUAUCUGGCGGACGAAAUCACUGCACUCGAGGCGAACCCGGCGAACAAAGGCUUCCACGUGCACCGCGAGGUCAACGCCAUUCACGAAGGCAUGGGCGACCGCUCCACACCGCACGAUGUCCAGGUGGUGCUCAACACAUUCCGCGCCAUCCUGGGCCGGAAGAGCAGCACCAGCAAGAAGAAGAUGGAGCGGCUGGAGGCGGGCUUAGCGAAGCUGAAGGAGGCGGAGGAAAGCGUUGAGAAGGUAAAGAGGGACGUCGCGGAGAAGAAGAAGGAUGUGGAGCGGAUGCAGAAGGCGGCGGACAAGGCGCUGAACGAGAUCCAGUCCAGUAUGGAGGAGUCCCAGGAGCAGCGCGACGAGGCGGCAAUCCUUCAGGAGCAGCUCAAGGAAGAGCAGACGUGCAUUGCGAAGAGCCGUGGACAGGUAGAGGAGGAGCUUGGUGGCAUUAAGCCGAUGAUGGAAGCCGCACGCGACGCUGUCAGCUCCAUCCGCAGCGAGCAGCUCAGCGAGAUCCGCUCCUUGCCAUCCCCACCAGAGGCGAUCCGCGUCGUUCUCGAGGGCGUUCUAGCGCUGCUUGGUGUGAACGACGUCUCGUGGCAGUCGAUGCGACAGUUCCUUGGUGAGCGUGGUGCAAAGCAGCGUAUUCUUGACUUCGAGGUCAGGAGCGUGACCCCUGACAUCCGCCACCGUGUGGAGAAGCUGCUACGCGACCGUGCCUCCUUCUUCAAGCCUGAGGUCAUUCAGCGCGCCUCGGUGGCGGCGGCACCGAUGGCAGAGUGGGUCAAGGCGAUGCUGGAGUACUCCAGCAUCAUGGAGCGCAUCUCACCUCUGACAGAGCAGCUGGAGAAGCUCGAGACGAACCAGAAAGAUGGCGCCGCCAAGCUCGGACACCUCCAGAAAAGGCUCAAGAAAAUCGACGCCAGGGUGAAGGAGCUGCGCGAGGGCUUCUCUGAGAAGUGUAAGGAGGCAGAGCGACUGAGGGGUAGGCUGCAAGCUGCUGAGGAGGAACUGGGGAGGGCGACGGACCUACUGGACAAGCUGAGUGGCGAGAAGGAUCGGUGGGCCACCGAGGCAGCCGCGAUCCGGGAGGCGAACAACACAAUGCCGAAGCGCGCCCUCGUCGCCGCCGCCUUCCUGACUUACCUAGGCCAGGAAACAGAGGACGGCCGGCGCCGCUUUCUCAAAACGUGGUGCGACCGACUGGGCUUUCCGGAGGUUCUCGAGGUGACUCACUUCCUGCGAACCGAGGGAGAUCUUCUUCAGUACAAGUCCGAGGGUCUGUCGACGGAUGGACUCAGCCUGGAAAAUGCGGUGGUCAUGCUGGACACGGAGCAGACGCCGCUCGUCAUCGACCCGGCGAACAAGGUGGUUGAGUGGAUGCGGGAGCACCUGAGGAGGGCGAACACCGUUGUCGAAACGAUUUCACUGCAUGACGGGCGCUUCACACACACGCUCGAGCUUGCCAUCCGCUUCGGGAAGACGCUGAUCGUGACGGAGGUGGCUGACAUCGCGCCUCUGCUCUACACCGUCUUGCGCCGCGACCUCAUCUCUGCUGGCGCGAAGCGGGUGGUGCAGGUGGGCAACAAGACAGUGGAGUGGAACGACAGCUUCCGAAUUAUGCUCUUCUCGCGGCAGUCAGGGCUGCGACUGUCCCCCGGAGCCGCGGCCCUGGUGACGGAGGUGAACUUCUCCGUUACGAGUCUCGGCCUCGAGGGCCAGCUCCUCGGCGUCACGCUGCAACGAGAGCGGCCGGAGCUGGAAAAGCAGAAAGUGGAGCUUCUCGAAAACGAGGAGAGUUUGCAGCUGCAACUCAGCAAGCUGGAGGAGCGUCUUCUCAGUGACCUCGCCGAGUCGCAGGGAAACCUGCUUGAGAAUACGAAGCUCAUUAAUUCCCUCAACGAGGUCAAAAUGCAGGCCUAUAACAUCCAGCGGUCCCUCGCACGCUCGCACGAGCUGCAGGUGGAGCUGGAUGAGAAGCGCGAGGUGUACCGCCCCUUCGCGCAUCAUGGAGCUCUCCUCUUCUUCCUCAUUCGCGACAUGGAGGUGCUCAACCACAUGUACCAGUACGGUAUCAACGACUACAUUGCCCUCUUCACGCAGACGCUCAAGACGUACCAGGGCGAUGACGAGGCAGAGGCGAAGGUGCAGGAGCUGAUCGCGAGCUUUACCAAGGCUUGUUUUCACAACGUGGCGCGCGGACUCCUCAAGAAGGACCGCAUCGCCUUCGGGCUUCACGUUCUGCACGGUCUAUGGCCAGCCGAGUAUCCGCAGGAUUUGUGGGGCGCUCUGGUGGGGACCAUCACCAACGUGAAGGCGGUCUCAGACUCGCCGUUGCCGCAGUGGGCGCCGCUAUCAAGCAAGAUCAAGUAUGCCAGCAUCCUCUCCAGCGCAGCUGGGCAGUCACUAGCGGAGAAGUGGCAGGUCGGCGACCCUAAUCGGUGGGCCGCUGUCAUGAACCACACCACACCAGAGAGCGUGUUGGUGCCGCCUGCCACGAACAGCAACAGGGAUGGCAGCGUGGUCGUCUCGGACAUGGAGAAGCUGCUGUGGAUUAACACAUUCCGCCCGGACCGCGCGUCUGCCACCGCGCUGCAGAUCAUCCUGAGUAAGCUGGGGCUGACUUCGCUGGCGCCCGUUAUGUCCCUCGAGAAGACAAUCCUCAGCAGCAGCCCUACCACCCCGGUGCUGCUGAUCACCUCGAGCGGCGCCGACCCGAGUAUGGAGAUACAGGAUGUGGCGACGCACCUCGUGGGCAAGGAGCGCUUUGUGGAGCUUGCUCUUGGUGGUGGCCAGACAGACAACGCGCUGCAGCAGGUGCGGCGCUGUGCCGUGCAGGGCGACUGGCUACUGCUCAAGAAUCUCCACCUCGUUCUGGACUGGGCCUCGGUGCUUGAAAACGAGCUGUGCUCGAUGCCUCCGCCGAGCACGGACUUCCGCCUCAUCAUUACCACCGAGCAGCACGACCUCUUCCCCAGCGUACUACUGCGCAUGUCGAACAAGGUCGCCGUGGAGGCGCCGCCAGGGGUGAAGCAGAACCUGCUGCGCACCUAUAGCCUCUGGGACUCAGCGUUUCUCGCGGCACAGUCUCAGGCCGGCGCACGGCUGCUCUUUGGACUCGCCUGGCUUCACGCUGUGAUGCAGGAGCGCCGAACAUAUGUGCCGCAGGGCUGGUCCAAGUACUAUGAGUUCUCGCCGGCUGACUUGAAGGCGGCGACGGAUGUCUUGACAAGCCUCGCUAAGCAGCCGCAGCUUGACUGGGUGACGCUCACUGGCUUCCUCGAAAGUUGCCUCUACGGCGGCCGCCUCGAGAACGCGGUGGAUGAGAAGGUGCUGGAGCUCCUCAUUCAGACGUACUUCAACGAGGACGUGCUGCUCAAGGACAAGUCGCCAGUCUUUCCCGGCGUGACGGCAGCGAACGCAGACAGCCAUGACAGGAUGGUAGCGAUGCUGCAGGCAAGCAUGCCCGACGUCGAUCCGCCGGCGCUGCUGUGCAUGUGCGACAACGCGGACCGCACCGUGCAGGAGGACGUGGCGCACGCCACGCGCGAGUCGCUCCGUGAGCUCUGCACGAAAGAGACCACGGAGCAGACGAGCGGCGAGAAGUGGCGAGAGCGGCUGAGGCCCGCGCUAGAGGUGUGGAAGGGCAGCGGCAUCGCUGCAAACGGGCUUCCGCAGACGAUGUCGAGCCACACGAGUGACCCGGAGCCGAUGGAGGUCUUCUUCAUCAGUGAGCUGAACUUGAUCGCCGCCCUGAUCAAGGACCUGUCGGUCUUCUUCGACACGUUGCACAGCGUGGCGGAGGGAGUCCUCAUCCCGGACAGUGCGCUGCGCGCGGAGGCGACGGAGCUGAUGAAUGGCCGUAUGCCGAGCCGCUGGCUGGAUCGCAUGGAUGGACCACAGGAGGCAAAGAUGUGGCUCGCGCUGCUGUGGCGCAAGUACAACACGACGCGCGCUAGCGUGAAGGUGCCGUUCAGCACAUCGGUGACGUACGACCUCUCGUCCCUAUUGCGGCCGCAGACCUUUUUCAACGCCCUGCGGCAACACACGGCGCGGGCGACAAAGGCGCCCCUCGCGGAUCUUGUCUUGGUGGCCACUAUGGACAACAUGGUGCACGGGGGCGUCACAGUCAAGGUGGCGGCGAAGAGUCUGGUGAUGCAGGGCGCAGCGGUCGCGGGCGACGGCUGCCUCGCGGCUGUGCAGGCCAACUCGCCGUCCUCCGUGCAGCUCAGUAUGGACAUCACAGCCAGCUGGGUGCCCGCAGGCAAGGUGAAGCACUCCAGUCAAAGCGCUGCCAUUCCUGUCUACGCGGAUGCAGAGCGCCGGACGAUGAUAUUCCCUCUGCGUGUGAGGUGCGCCAGCGAGGCAGAGGCAACCAAGACGGCGCUGAACGGUGUUGCGUGCUACUUGGUGAAUAUGUAG
This is a messenger RNA of Leishmania braziliensis MHOM/BR/75/M2904, 13410 nucleotides long. Its product is annotated as putative dynein heavy chain. Gene Ontology annotation, biological process: microtubule-based movement. NCBI's taxonomy places the organism in Eukaryota, Euglenozoa, Kinetoplastea, Trypanosomatida, Trypanosomatidae. Gene Ontology annotation, molecular function: ATP hydrolysis activity; dynein intermediate chain binding; dynein light intermediate chain binding. Gene Ontology annotation, cellular component: dynein complex. Bases 1 to 13410 code for a protein of 4469 amino acids. The transcript has a single exon. The record is from RefSeq and is a predicted model, not a curated record.